GGGAGAUGUGGGAGCCGGACUGUGGGCGAGUCUAGGCUGUUGGAGUUCACCGCGCGCAGCUUUUAGGUUAAUUUGAGUAAGAGACCGGACCUGAUUGGCCCAGCUGUACAACCCUUUAAGAAAAUCCAUAUUCUCUGUGCAAGGAAAUAGUGACAUAGAUCAAGAUGAACGCCAUGCUAGAGACCCCCGAGCUCCCUGCCGUGUAUGAUGGGGUGAAGUUGGCUGCUGUAGCCGCCGUGCUCUAUGUGAUCGUCCGGUGUUUGAACCUGAAGAGCCCCACCGCCCCUCCUGAUCUCUACUUCCAGGACUCAGGGCUCUCACGCUUCCUGCUCAAGUCCUGUCCGCUUCUGACCAAAGAAUACAUUCCACCACUGAUCUGGGGGAAAAGUGGACACAUUCAGACAGCCUUGUAUGGGAAGAUGGGGCGGGUGAGAUCGCCACACCCUUAUGGGCAGCGGAAGUUCAUCACCAUGUCCGAUGGAGCCACAUCUACAUUUGACCUCUUCGAGCCCUUGGCUGAGCACUGUGUUGGAGAUGACGUCACCAUGGUCAUCUGUCCCGGAAUUGCCAAUCACAGCGAGAAGCAGUACAUCGGCACCUUUGUUGACUAUGCCCAGAAAAACGGCUAUAGGUGUGCCAUGCUGAAUCACCUGGGUGCCCUACCCAACAUUGAGCUGACCUCUCCGCGCAUGUUCACCUAUGGCUGCACGUGGGAAUUUGGAGCCAUGGUGAACUACAUCAAGAAGACGUAUCCGCAGACCCAGCUGGUCGUUGUGGGCUUCAGCCUGGGUGGUAACAUUGUGUGCAAAUACCUGGGGGAGACUCAAGCAAACCAGGAAAAGGUCCUGUGCUGUGUGAGCGUGUGCCCGGGGUACAGCGCGUUAAAGGCCCAGGAGACCUUCAUGCAGUGGGACCAGUGCCGGCGUUUCUACAACUUCCUCAUGGCCGACAACAUGAAGAAGAUCAUCCUCUCACACAGACAAGCUCUUUUCGGAGACCAUGUUAAGAAACCCCAGAGCCUGGAAGACACAGACUUGAGCCGGCUCUACACAGCAACAUCCCUGACACAGAUUGACGACAACGUGAUGAGGAAGUUCCAUGGCUAUAAUUCUCUGAAGGAGUAUGAUGAGGAAGAAAGCUGCAUGAGGUACCUGCACAGGAUAUAUGUCCCUCUCAUGCUGGUUAAUGCGGCUGAUGACCCCUUGGUGCAUGAAAGUCUUCUAACCAUUCCCAAGUCUCUCUCAGAGAAACGGGAGAAUGUCAUGUUUGUGCUGCCUCUGCAUGGGGGCCACCUGGGCUUCUUCGAGGGCUCCGUGCUGUUCCCCGAGCCCCUGACAUGGAUGGAUAAGCUGGUGGUGGAGUAUGCCAAUGCCAUUUGCCAAUGGGAACGGAACAAGUCCCAGUGCUCUGACACGGAGCAGGUGGAGGCUGAGCUAGAAUGAGGCCUCCAGACUCUGGCGUGCUCUAGCAACCCUCCUCUGGAACCCGCGCCCCCUCGCUGGCUCUUUCAGGUCUCCCAUCUCCCUAAGUGACCUGGAUCUGACCUCACACCAUUAGUCCUAGGGGGGGCCUCACCAUGCAACCUGUCUCAACUAGGAGGCUCU
This is a messenger RNA of Jaculus jaculus (lesser Egyptian jerboa), 1604 nucleotides long. RefSeq names its product monoacylglycerol lipase ABHD2-like. Gene Ontology annotation, cellular component: sperm plasma membrane; sperm flagellum. Gene Ontology annotation, molecular function: acetylesterase activity; monoacylglycerol lipase activity. The transcript has a single exon. The record is from RefSeq and is a predicted model, not a curated record. Bases 165 to 1442 code for a protein of 425 amino acids. NCBI's taxonomy places the organism in Eukaryota, Metazoa, Chordata, Mammalia, Rodentia, Dipodidae. Gene Ontology annotation, biological process: steroid hormone receptor signaling pathway; acylglycerol catabolic process; sperm capacitation.